AUGGGGAGGGGCGAUGCUGAGGAGGGCCAGCUGCCUGGAAGAGUGAAGCCUCCAGAUGGCGGCUGGGGCUGGAUUGUGUUGCUGGGUUGCUUCAUCAUCACCGGCUUUUCCUAUGCCUUUCCAAAGGCAGUGAGCAUCUAUUUCAAGGAGCUGAUGCAGCACUUCCGUGUGGGCUAUAGUGACACAGCUUGGAUCUCAUCCAUCAUGCUGGCUAUGCUGUAUGGAACAGGGCCCCUGAGCAGUAUUAUAGUGAACCAGUUUGGGUGCCGCCCUGUAAUGCUUGUUGGGGGGCUGCUGGCUUCCUCUGGAAUGAUUUUAGCCUCCUUCACCACCAACAUUAUGGAGCUGUACCUGACAGCUGGCAUGCUGACAGGUUUAGGUAUGGCUCUGAAUUUUCAGCCUUCUCUGAUCAUGCUAGGUGCCUACUUUGACAAGCGCAGACCUCUGGCCAAUGGGCUUGCUGCAGCUGGGAGUCCCGUCUUCCUUUCAGCCCUCUCUCCGCUGGGCCAAGUCUUGCUGGAGAAGUUUGGCUGGCGAGGGGGAUUCCUCAUCAUGGGAGGGCUCCUACUGAACUGCUGCACCUGCGGAGCAGUCAUGAGACCCCUGGAGAUGAAUAUGAAGAAGAAAGGAGAGAAGGCCCAGGACAAAUAUGAAGCCAAAGAAAUGCUGCCAAUGGGAAGAAGGGCAGAAGAGGCAGUCAGCACCACGGACAGCACCAAGAAGUCAAAGAAAGCCAAGAAGAAAAAGAAACCAAUGAAAGAGAAAAAGCUGCUAGAUUUUUCUGUCUUUAAAAACCGGGGCUUUGUCAUAUAUGCCAUUGCCAAGUUCAUCAUGGUCUUGGGUCUCUUUGUGCCCACCAUAUUGCUGGUAAACUAUGCCAAAGACGCAGGAGUGCCAGACACAGAGGCUGUUUUCCUCUUGUCUAUAAUUGGUUUCCUAGACAUCUUUGCACGUCCAUCCUGUGGGAUGCUUGCUGGGCUGAAGUGGGUACGGCCCCACAUAACCUACUUGUUCAGCAUUGCUAUGCUCUUCAAUGGCCUGACAAAUAUCUUCAGUGCCAGAGCCAGCAAUUAUACGUCUCUCGUCAUCUUCUGUGUUUUCUUUGGCAUCUCCUAUGGGAUGGUGGGGGCACUGCAGUUUGAAGUGCUCAUGGCCAUCAUUGGGUCACAGACGUUUUCCAGUGCCAUUGGGCUUGUGCUGCUAAUUGAGGCCUUUGCUGUGCUCAUUGGACCACCCUCUGCAGGACGAUUGGUGGAUGCACUCAAGAAAUAUGAGGUUAUCUUCUAUCUGGCUGGCUCAGAGGUUGUGUUGUCUGCUCUGUUCCUGGCUAUUGCUUCUUACUGCUGCCUGAGCAGGGAGAAAAAGAAGACCUCUCAACCAGAGAAUCCUCCUGCUGGUGGAGGUGGCAGUGAAACAGAGGAAGCAGAAUCAGACUCACCAGAAGUGGAGGACUACCCUGGCAACCAUAGCCACCUUUCCCACAGCAUUAACAAUGCUAGGGGUGAUGCAGUAAACCACAUUGCAGAGAACAGGAAUGCAGAUGGAGUUGAGCAGCCGGAGGGGGAGGAUGCAGCAUUGGCACUGAGUGGCUGCAGUGUUGACCAGGCAAUGAAAAGAGACUGUUUUUAA
Molecule: messenger RNA, 1629 nt
Organism: Rhineura floridana
Lineage: Eukaryota; Metazoa; Chordata; Lepidosauria; Squamata; Rhineuridae
Gene: SLC16A8
Product: solute carrier family 16 member 8
Exons: 4
Coding region: 1-1629 (542 amino acids)
Biological process (GO): transmembrane transport; monocarboxylic acid transport
Cellular component (GO): membrane
Molecular function (GO): monocarboxylic acid transmembrane transporter activity
Source: RefSeq, a predicted model, not a curated record